Molecule: messenger RNA, 2311 nt
Organism: Callorhinchus milii (elephant shark)
Lineage: Eukaryota; Metazoa; Chordata; Chondrichthyes; Chimaeriformes; Callorhinchidae
Product: heparanase 2
Exons: 10
Coding region: 1-1212 (403 amino acids)
Cellular component (GO): extracellular matrix; membrane
Molecular function (GO): hydrolase activity, acting on glycosyl bonds
Source: RefSeq, a predicted model, not a curated record
AUGGUUGCGGGGGUGGGUGUGGUGGCUGUCUGGCCCGCUGUGCUGCUCUCAGCCAGGUCUCUAGACAAACUCUACAACUUUGCCGAGUGCUCUGGUUUGCAUCUGAUCUUUGGCCUGAAUUCCCUCCUGCGGAAUGCUGACAAAUCUUGGAACGGCUCCAGCGCUCUGAGUCUCCUUAAGUACUGCGCUGGCAAGAAGUACAACAUAUCCUGGGAACUGGGAAACGAACCCAACAGCUUCAGAACAAUGACAGGCAGGACCAUCAAUGGCAGUCAGCUGGGCAGGGACUAUGUCCAACUCAAGGGUUUGCUGCAGUCCGUGCGCUAUUACACCAAAGCCAGCCUGUACGGACCAAGCAUUGGCAGGCCACGCAGGAAUGCUGUGACUCUGUUGGACGGGUUUAUGAGAACAGCGGGCGCCCUGGUCAGUGCGGUCACGUGGCAACAUUACUACAUAGACGGACGCAUGGCCAAAGUUGCGGACUUUAUGAAAACCAGGCUGCUGGACACACUGUCAGAUCAGAUUGCCAAGGUUGUGCACAAACGGGCUCCUGGUAAGAAGGUGUGGCUCGGGGGAGUGGGUCCAGCCUGGGCCAGUGGAACCAACAAUCUUUCAGAUACGUACGCAGCGGGUUUCCUGUGGUUGCACACGCUCGGAAUGUCAGCUAAACAAGGGAUUGACGUUGUGAUCCGGAAUUCAUUCUUUGACCAUGGAUAUAACCACCUGGUGGAUCAGAACUUUAACCCGUUACCAGAUUACUGGCUGUCGCUGCUGUACAAGCGAUUGGUGGGAACCAAGGUUCUGACUGUGCACGUGGCGGGCCUGCAACGCAAACCCAGGCCAGGGCGCAUCAUUAGGGACAAACUGCGGAUUUACGCCCACUGUACACAUUUCCGCAACCAUAAUUACCCGCGAGGGUCCAUCACCAUUUACAUCAUCAAUCUGCACAGAUCAAGAAAGAAAAUCAAACUAACCGGGGCUCUGAGGGAUAAAACAGCUCAUCAGUACCUCCUGCAACCGCACGGGACACAGGGUUUGCAGGCAAAGUCGGUGCAGUUAAAUGGUCGGCUGCUGGCAUUGCUCGAUGAUGAAACGUUCCCGGAGAUGAAACCCAAAACACUGCGGGCAGGUCGCAUCCUGGUGGUGCCUCCUCUCUCUAUCGGCUUCUACGUGGUGAAGAACGCCAACGCUCCUUGCUGUAAGUUUCGGUAGCCACUCUGCCUGGCCGGCAGCCCAGCCACUCCGCCAAGGGGAGGAGAAGGACAGCGGCGUUUCUAGUCCUGAUCCUUCUUCUGACAACAGGACCUGAAAAAGGAGAGGAGUCCCCAGGAAAUGGGACCUUUCCACCCCACUCCUGCCCAACUCAAUCCAUCCCCAGUUCACUCUCUGUCAACCCAACCCCCACCCAACCUGAUCCAUUCGAGUCCAACUUGCGCCAAUGCAGUACAUUCCAACCUGCGCCAAUGCAGUCCAUUCCAACUUACAUCAAUGCAACCCACUCCAACCUGCGCCAAUGAGGCCCAUUGCAUCAUGACCAAUGCAACGCGCUGUAACCUGCACCAAAGCACCCACUGUGACCUGUGUCGAUGCAACCCACUCCAAACCUGCACCAGUACAACACACUGCAGCCUGCACCAACGUAAUUUUCUGCUGCCUGCACCAAUGCACCUCACUCCAACCUGCAUCGAUGCAACUCAUUCCAACCUGCACCAAUGUAACCAGUGCAAUCUGAACCAAUGCAACCAAAUCUAAUCUAUAUGAACACAACACAACCCCCAACCAACCCACUCACCCUAAUGAAUCCACCCCAUCUCAACACAGUCUAUCCACUCCACUUGAAAUCAAUGUACCCUCACCCCAAUCUAUCCUCUCCCCAAUCCACCUCCUCUCUGAACCAACGUACUCCACUGCAACCCAAACCAAUCUACCCAUUCAAAUACACCUCAGCUCACUCAUUCCACCCCAACCUCUGCUCUUACCAAUCUCACAUCACACAGGCUGACUGUGUGACUGACCAGUUCUGCGUGUUUUAAUGAUUUUGAGGGUAUUCUCUUCAGGAGACAAAAGAGGACUUUAUGAUCUAAUUGUGUGUGCAAGUCUGGAUUGUACACCACAGUCAGUAUCUAGGCAGAAAAGGGCUUUUGUUCUAUUGGGAAGACAGACGUCAUCCAGUGGAAACCUCAACAGCGCUCUCCUAACUACUCAUGGCAUCCUUUCCACCCCCUCUGCUCUGCAGGCUCUGGCCUGCUCCUCGUUCCCCCAACCAGCCUAACCCGCCCCACCAUUGGCAGUCGCACCUUCAGCCUCUCUG